GCCGAACAAUGCCGCUGCGGCCCCUACAUUUGACACGUGCGUUGCUAGGCACGUGCACGCCAAGACGCAGCUUGCAGCACCUGGCCCCGGCCGCCGCCGGCGAAGAGAGCCGCGGGCCCGAAACAGCCCGGGCCCAGCCUCAGUUGCCUUUUGACCGGCGGAAAAAUGGCGAGAAAUUCGGGCAGUUGGUGCGGGACGAGCACUGGCGGCCCGCCGGCGCGGCCGCCGACGGCCGGCACGUGAAAAGCGUGGCGCUCGCGGGCGAAAAGCCCGCGUAUUUGGAGGCGCCGUCGCCGUUCCGCAAGGCCGACGGCUCGUUUGUCCAUGGCCGCAAUUCCGAGGAGGCCCGGCUCGACCCGCGCACGCUCGGGGCCCGGGUGGACAGCCUGGUGACGCAGCUUCCCGCCGAGCUCGCCGGGGUCAUUGGCAGAAACAUCUUGCUGGCGGUGCUGCCGGCCAAGCUUCGCGAGCGGGCUGCGCAGAUCUACCAGAGCCUUGAGAAGGAGCAGAUCCAGCGGGCGCCGGAGCUGGCGCUCGACGCGGACGCGCACAUUGCGGCGUUGUUCUUGCAGAACUACUCGCACGCGUACCGGGCGCUUUCGGAGUUGAAGCAGCGUGUCGGGCCGCAUUUCCAUCCGGACCUGGUGCUUGACAUUGGCUACGGGCCGGCCACGGGCAUGCUUGCGUUGAACGAGCUCAUGGGCGCCGGGUUUGCGCCGCGCACGAAGGAGGCCUAUGUGGUGGGCCGGAGCAACCGGGAGAUGAAGAAGCGGGCCAAGAUCUUGUUGUCGCGGCAGGUGAGCGAGAUUCCGCGGGGCGGACCAGGAGAGACAGAAUCUCAAGAGACAGAGUCCAGAGAGACAGAACCCAAAGAGACCGAACCCAAAGAGACAGAACCCAAAGAGACAAACGACGCCGGCGCCCACUACAUCGGCCAGGUCGACGCGUCGCAAAUCACCGUGGUCACCAGGUUGCGCGACGCGCUCCCCUCCACCAAGCAGUACGCCCUCAUCAUCGUCAACCAGGCCUUGCUCUCGCGCGAGUACAACUUCCCCAAAGACGUGGACACCAACCUCCACAUGAUCUUGCGGCUCUUGAAGCCGGACGGCCACUUGGUGAUUGUCGAGCGUGGAAACGCGCUCGGCUUCGAGAUCGUGGCCCGGGCCCGCCAGGUCAUGCUCCGCCCAGAGUCCCACCGGGGCGAGGUGGGCCGCGUGCCCCGGCCAUACAUCCGCGGCUCGUCGGUCAAGCCACAGAAACUCCGCAAGGAGGACCAGCUCAUCACAGAGGACCAUAUCCAGUACGAGCACGCGCUUCUCCAGCAGAUGGAAAACGGAGAUGCGGCCGGCGCUGCCCCAGUGGGCCUCGAGGCGCAGAUCAAUGCCAAGUUCGGGCCUGUUUCCGACGAGGACAUGAGGUUUGAGUUUGAGGAUACCGGCGAUUAUGACGUGGUGCCCCCCCAAGGCAAUGGCCCGCCUGACGUCGACUUCCACCUCAGCGUCGUGGCCCCCUGCGCCCACCACGCAGUGUGCCCCUUGCAGCUCGGAGACCCCAAGUUCUACAAGAUCUCCGGCCACCAGCACCGGUUGCAAUUCUGCAGCUUCCAGCAGGUCGUGGAACGGCCACGCUACACCAUGGAGCUCAAGCGCGGCAAGCGGUUGGCCACGCUGUGGAACAAGGACGCCGAGGACGGCUUCGGGCUCAAGCACAUGCCCAAGAGCACCGCCAAACUGCUCCAGGGCUCCGGCCGGCCGGGCGGAAACAACUCCGAGUCCGGCUCCUUCUCGUACUUGAUCAUGCACCGGGCCAAGAACGGCCCCGACGAUCUCCGGGCCAUCCGAGACGCCCGGGACCACCAGCACGAGGACCCCUGCGCGUUGCCUCGCAUCCUCGAGACCCCGGAGAAAGUCAAGAAGAACGUGCGCUUGAAGGUGUGUGCGCCGUCGGGCAACAUCGAGUUGUGGCAGGUGCCCCGCAGCGUGGGCAAGCAGGACUACCACGACGCAAGAAAGGCCCGCCAGGGCGACCUCUGGGCCUUGGGCAAGAAGAGUGCGUUGGUCAAGUCGCGCUUGUCCGACGCCCACAUGGACAAGUUGAAGCGCAUGCUGAAUCUCCAGCGGAAGUUCGUGGUCAAGGAGAAGCGCAAGCAGCAGACGAAGAAGCUCACCAGCAGACUGGAGGCCGAUUUCGACGACCCGCUAGACGACCUUGAUUCCUUGGCCUCUGAGUUGGAGCAGUCCCGGAAGUACCGCGCCAAGGGCAAGAAGGCCGGCUUCGAUGUGGACUUGCGGGCCUACGACGGGAAAUAG
Metschnikowia bicuspidata var. bicuspidata NRRL YB-4993 is the source of this 2309-nucleotide messenger RNA. RefSeq names its product mitochondrial 37S ribosomal protein RSM22 (gene RSM22). The transcript has 3 exons. Gene Ontology annotation, molecular function: structural constituent of ribosome; methyltransferase activity. NCBI's taxonomy places the organism in Eukaryota, Fungi, Ascomycota, Pichiomycetes, Serinales, Metschnikowiaceae. Gene Ontology annotation, cellular component: mitochondrial small ribosomal subunit. The record is from RefSeq and is a predicted model, not a curated record. Gene Ontology annotation, biological process: translation. The coding region runs from base 9 to 2309 and encodes 766 amino acids.